AUGUAUAAAGAUGUCUUCCCUUGCUCCGGAUUCAAAUCCUUUGGUAGCUUCCUCGUCGCCGCUCUGGUAGCCGGCUUCGCCUCUGGUAACCCCAUGCCCAGAGCCUCUGGCUCUUUUGAGCUGAAGCAGACUGCCAACCCAAACUUUUCCUCCCGCAACGGCCCCCAGGCUCUCGCCAACGCUUACAAGAAGUACGGCAAGGCCGUUCCUGACCACAUUGCCGUUGCUGCUGAUAAGAACACAAACGCCAAGCGCGCUGCUGGCACCGCCACUGCCAACUCUAUCCGGGGCGACCUAGAGUACCUCGUCGACGUCCAGAUUGGCGCCGGCCAGACGCUCAAGCUGGACUUUGAUACUGGUAGCUCUGACCUCUGGGUCUUUUCCACCCAGACCGAGGGUGCCGGCUUCCAGACCAAGUACGACCCCUCGCGGAGCUCCUCUGCCAAGAGGCUUAGUGGUGCUACCUGGGAGAUAUCCUACGGUGAUGGCUCCAACUGCUCUGGCGACGUCUACACCGAUGACGUUACCGUUGGUGGUCUGACUGUCAAGGGCCAGGCUGUCGAGGCUGCCCAGGAGGUUUCUCAGCAGUUUGCCCAGGGUCAGAGCGACGGUCUUCUCGGCCUUGCCUUUUCCCAGCUCAACACUGUCACGCCCCAGAAGCAAAAGACGUGGUUCGACAAUGUCAAGCCUCAGCUUGAUUCCCCUCUUUUUGUCGCCGACCUGAAGCACAACGCACCUGGCAGCUACAUCUUUGGCAAGAUCCCCAGCGGCGCCGAGCAGGCCAGCUACGUGGAUGUCGACAGCAGCCAGGGAUUCUGGGGGUUCAGUGCCACGACCAUGUACGGUGAUGUUCAGGCCAUUGCCGACACUGGCACGACUCUUCUCCUCCUCGACAACCAGAGCGUCCAGAGCUACUACGCCAACGUCCAGAGCGCCGAGUAUGACCAGCAGGAGGGCGGCUUCGUCUUCAACUGCGGCGAACAGCUCCCUGACUUCCCGUUCCGCGUCGGAGGCGGCAUCAUCACCAUCCCUGGCGCCAUCAUCAAGUACGCCCAGGGCUCUGACGGCAGAUGCUUUGGUGGUAUUCAAGCUGCUGGCAACAUUCCUCUCAAUAUCUUUGGCGAUAUUGCGCUGAAGGCUGCCUACGUCAUCUUCGAUGGUGGCAACAACCGUCUCGGCUGGGCCCAGAAGAACUAA
Messenger RNA from Cordyceps militaris CM01, 1197 nucleotides. Its product is annotated as endothiapepsin precursor. The transcript is spliced from 2 exons. Lineage: Eukaryota; Fungi; Ascomycota; Sordariomycetes; Hypocreales; Cordycipitaceae. The record is from RefSeq and is a predicted model, not a curated record. Gene Ontology annotation, biological process: proteolysis. The coding region runs from base 1 to 1197 and encodes 398 amino acids. Gene Ontology annotation, molecular function: aspartic-type endopeptidase activity.